This is a messenger RNA of Necator americanus (New World hookworm), 309 nucleotides long. RefSeq lists its product as uncharacterized. The transcript has a single exon. Bases 1 to 309 code for a protein of 102 amino acids. NCBI's taxonomy places the organism in Eukaryota, Metazoa, Nematoda, Chromadorea, Rhabditida, Ancylostomatidae. The record is from RefSeq and is a predicted model, not a curated record.
AUGGAAAUCAUUACGGAGAGGUUCUACUCAAACCUUUUCUGUUCAUCAACUCCUGUGUCAACCCCGAUCAUCCCCACUGGUGAAGCUCCACCACGGAUUCUCCCUUCGGAAGUACGAGUCGCUAUCAAGAGCAUGAAACCUGGCACAGCCCCCGGACCUGAUUUCAUAUCAGCAGACUUUCUUUGGGCAGGUGGCCAUCCACUUCAUGUAAUCUUAGCAGCACAUAUGACAUCCUACCUUCAGAAAGAAAGGAUCCCAGACCAGUGGAAAACCUCGCUUUUCGAAACUACCGUCCGAUAUGCUUGCUGA